This is a messenger RNA of Perca flavescens (yellow perch), 3917 nucleotides long. RefSeq names its product phosphorylase kinase, beta (gene phkb). The coding region runs from base 290 to 3556 and encodes 1088 amino acids. NCBI's taxonomy places the organism in Eukaryota, Metazoa, Chordata, Actinopteri, Perciformes, Percidae. The record is from RefSeq and is a predicted model, not a curated record. Gene Ontology annotation, molecular function: calmodulin binding. Gene Ontology annotation, cellular component: phosphorylase kinase complex. The transcript has 32 exons. Gene Ontology annotation, biological process: glycogen metabolic process.
GAUGAUGAAGAUGUCAGUCUGCUUAUCCGCGUAAAAGUCUCCAAACGCUGCCACCGUUCCGUAAUUUUCGGCACCGAAAAGGUCGGCCGUCACAUCCUGAAGAGCAAAUGCGUUAUGUUUUUCCACAAAAACUAACAAAAAUGCCAAAAUAUUGAGUUUGAACAUCCACAUCCUUCUUCUAGUGCAGCUCCUCACAACAACAGCAACUGGAAUACGGCGCACGGCUUUACGACAGGACAAUAGCGGAAAUCCUUUAACUUGCUAGCGAAUUUGACACAGUAGUGUCAACAUGGCGAGCCUAGCAGAUGUCGGCUGGAAACUCCUGGAAUUCAAAGCCCGAGCAAAAAGAUCAGGUUCCAUCUAUGAACCUCUCAAGCUGUCCACUCUCCAGCGUGACGAUGAGCCCCUAUGGGAGAAGCUGGACCGUUACUACAAUGCCGUCAAGACAACCAUUCUGAACUACCAGAGUCCCACCACCGGCCUUUUCCCUGUCAAAACAUGCUCCACCUGCAAGGAGGCCAAGGUCCGGGACUCCCUCUACUGUGCUGCCAGCGCCUGGGCCCUGGCUAUGGCCUACCGACGCAUUGAUGACGAUAUGGGGCGAACCCAUGAAUUGGAGCAUUCUGCCAUCAAGUGCAUGAGAGGGAUCCUCUACUGCUACAUGAGGCAGGCUGAUAAGGUGGAGCAGUUUAAACAGGAUCCCAGCCCCUCCAAGUGUCUGCACUCUGUGUUUAACGUAGACACCGGUGACGAGGUUCACUCCUACACUGACUACCACCACCUGCAGAUCGAUGCCGUUUCUCUGUUUCUGCUGUACCUGGUGGAGAUGAUCUGCUCUGGUCUGCAGAUCAUUUACAACACAGAUGAGGUUUCCUUCAUCCAGAACCUGGUGUUCUGUGUGGAAAGGGCCUACAGGGUGCCUGACUACGGCAUGUGGGAGAGAGGCAGCAAAUACAACAACGGCAGCACUGAGCUGCAUUCCAGCUCUGUGGGCCUGGCUAAAGCUGCUCUGGAGGCCAUCAAUGGAUUCAACCUGUUUGGAAACCAGGGCUGUUCCUGGUCGGUGAUAUUUGUGGAUCUGGACGCCCACAACAGGAACAGACAAACGCUGUGCUCCCUACUGCCCCGAGAGUCUCGCUCACAUAACACAGAUGCAGCCUUGCUUCCAACCAUCAGCUAUCCUGCGUUUGCAGUAGAUGAUGAUGCCCUCUACAGUCAGACGCUGGACAAGAUUGUCCGCAAGCUGCGGGGCAAAUACGGCUUCAAACGUUUCCUCCGUGAUGGCUACCGCACCACUAAUGAAGACAAGAAUCGCCGCUUCUACAAACCCGCUGAAAUGAAGCUUUUUGAUGGAAUCGAGUGCGAGUUUCCCAUAUUUUUCAUCCACAUGAUGAUUGACGGGGUGUUCAGAGGAAAUAAAGCUCAGGUCAAAGAAUACCAGGACCUCCUUCAACCCAUCAUCUUCCUGUCUAGUGAGGGCCAUGCUGUGAUCCCCAAAUACUACUACGUACCGGCUGACUUUGUGGAAGCGGAGCAGAACAAGCAUGGAAGCCAGAAGCGUUUCCCUAGCAACUCUGGCCGUGAUGGGAUGUUCUUCCUGUGUGGUCAGGCCCUUUACAACAUCGCCAUGCUGCUGGUGGAUGAGCUGAUCAGCCCUAAAGAUAUUGAUCCCAUCCACCGGUACGUUCCCUACCAGGAUCAGCGCAACGUCAGCAUGCGAUACUCCAAUCAGGGUCCCAUAGACAAUGAUGUUGUGAUUCAUGUGGCCCUGAUCGCAGAGAGCCAGAGACUUCAGGUGUUUUUGAACACCUAUGGCAUUCAGACCCAGACGCCCCAGCAGGUGGAGCCCAUCCAGAUCUGGCCUCAGAAGGAACUGGUCAAGGCAUACCGUUUCCUUGCCAUCAAUAAGAAGCUGGGGUUGAGUGGGCGUCCAGAGAGGCCAGUGGGCUGCAUCGGCACAUGCAAGAUUUAUCGUAUCCUGGGCAAGACGGUGGUGUGCUACCCAAUAGUGUUUGAUCUAAGUGACUUUUACUUGUCCCAAGAUGUCAUGCUGCUGAUUGAUGACAUUAAGAACGCCCUGCAGUUCAUCAAACAGUGCUGGAAGAUGCAGGGACGUCCUCUCUUCCUGGUUCUCAUUCGCGAGGAUAACAUCAAGGGGAGCCGCUUCAACCCAGUCCUGGACAUGCUGGCCUCGUUCAAGAAAGGCAACAUCGGAGGGGUCAAAGUUCAUGUCGACAGACUUCAGACGCUGAUAUCUGGAGCAGUGGUGGAGCAGUUGGACUUCCUGCGUGUCAACGAGGCAGAGAUCCCGGAGUUUAAGAGCUUUGAGGAGCUGGAGCUGCCGAAGCACUCCAAGGUAAAGAGACAGACGAGCACGCCCAACGCCUCCGACCUGGAGCAGCAGCCAGAGAUCAAUGUGGACGAGUGGCUGCAGAAGCCCACCAAUGAGAUCAUCCAGAAGUUCCACGACUGCGACUGCUUGGCCAGUCAGGCUCAGCUUGCAGCCAUCCUUCUUAGGAGAGAAGGACCAGACUUCCUUUCCAGAGAUGAGAACCUGAGGGAUGAACUGGAGAGACUUUACAGAAGAGCUGGCAGCAGAAAGCUUUGGCCGGCAGUGCGCCAAGUUGCUGCCAUUAUCAAGAAGUUCGCCAGCUCUAUGGCUCCUCACAUCACCACAAUACUGGUGCAUGGGAAACAGGUGACCCUCGGCCUAUUCGGGCAAGAGGAGGAGGUGAUCUCCAACCCGCUGUCGCCAGGGGUGAUCCAGGGCAUCAUCUACAGCAAGUGCUCCCCUCAGGGUGGGGAGCGGGAGGCCGUUCUGCAGCAGGAGCUGGUCAUCCAUAUCGGAUGGAUUAUCUCCAACACCCCGGAGCUGUUCAGCGGCAUGCUCAAGAUCAGAGUCGGAUGGAUUGUCCAGGCCAUGAAACAUGAGCUGAAGAUCCGGGCGGGAGACAUGCCCCCCCAGGACAUCUACCAGCUGUCCCCCAGCGACAUCAAGCAGCUCCUGCUGGACGUCCUGCAGCCACAACACACCGGCAGGUCUUGGCUGAACAGACGUCAGAUCGAUGGCUCUCUGAACAGAACCCCUCUGGGCUUUCAUGAUCGUGUGUGGCAGAUCCUGGAGAGGACCCCCAACGGUUUUACGGUGGCUGGGACUUACCUCCCACAGCAACCGACACUGUCUGACAUGACCAUGUAUGAGAUGAACUUCUCCCUGCUGGUGGAGGACACGCUGAAGAAAAUCGUCCUGCCUGAGUACAGACAAAUCAUAGUAGAGUUGCUGAUGGUGGUGUCCAUCGUGCUGGAGAGAAACCCAGAGCUGGAGUUCAGCGACAAGGUGGAUCUGGACGAUCUGGUCAAGCAAGCCUUUAAUGAUUUCCAGAGGGAUCGCAGCCGCUUGGAAGGCAUAGAGAAACAGGAUGGCAUGGAGGCAUUCUACAACACCCCACCGAUGGGAAAGAGAGGCACCUCCAGCUACCUGACCAAGGCUGUUAUGAUCCUUAUGCUGCAGGGGGAUGUCAAGCCCUGCAAGGACGACCCGUGCUCUGUUAGCUAGAUUUACAAUGCUUUGACCCCUCAGCCCGGCCUGCUGCAGUGUAGUCUUUAAAUUGUCCGGCAAGAUCUACUGAGUAUCCAUCACAUUUAUUCAGAAGAUAACCUCUAACCUCUGCUAUCCUCCCUGCAGCAGGACUCGGCCCGCUCCUGAAAGCUACAUUCGCCCUGUACUUUGCCCUUAACAGCUACAGAAGCUGUAAGCAGAAGCCUCAAUUGGUGUAGAUGAGCAUGUCUGCAGUUUGCUCCAGUCGUUAACCCUCGUGUUGUCUUCCCGUAGACCGUGAACUUGUUGUCCUUCUGGGUCAAAAUUGCAAAUUAACUUUUUUUGGCUCUUUUUCCAACGUUCUUUGACGCUUUUUGAA